Molecule: messenger RNA, 4059 nt
Organism: Fundulus heteroclitus (mummichog)
Lineage: Eukaryota; Metazoa; Chordata; Actinopteri; Cyprinodontiformes; Fundulidae
Gene: dnaja1
Product: DnaJ heat shock protein family (Hsp40) member A1
Exons: 9
Coding region: 144-1367 (407 amino acids)
Biological process (GO): response to heat; protein refolding
Cellular component (GO): cytoplasm; cytosol
Molecular function (GO): ATP binding; Hsp70 protein binding
Source: RefSeq, a predicted model, not a curated record
AACCUAUCGCGAGAUUACAACGCGAACGGGGCUGGACUGGAGUGUUUUCGCUUGGCACGCGGGUCAGAAGAUUCUGGAAGAAAGGCUUGCUGUGAGGCUGCCGCCUGUUGUCUUCGUAUAAGGAUCCUCUGAUAGAGGCAAAGAUGGUGAAGGAAACAGGCUUUUACGACACACUUGGUGUUAAACCCAAUGCAACUCCCGAUGAACUUAAAAAAGCCUACCGCAAAUUAGCCUUAAAAUAUCACCCUGACAAAAAUCCGACCGAAGGAGAGAAGUUUAAACAGAUCUCACAGGCAUAUGAGGUGCUGUCAGACGCCAAGAAGAGAGAGGUGUAUGACCGUGGAGGUGAAAAGGCUAUAAAAGAAGGAGGAACAGGCGGUGGCGGCGGCGGCGGAGGUUUCGCAUCACCCAUGGAUAUCUUCGACCUGUUUUUCGGCGGAGGUAGUCGGAUGCACAGAGAGCGAAAAGGAAAAAAUAUUGUUCAUCAGAUCACUGUGACCUUGGAGGAUCUUUACAAUGGAGCAACAAGAAAACUCGCAGUGCAGAAGAACUGCAUCUGUGAGCGAUGUGAAGGUCGCGGAAGUCGUAAGGGAGCCGCCCAGAUGUGCAUGUCCUGCCACGGUACAGGAGUGCAGGUGCGCAUGCAUCAGCUGCUUCCAGGCAUGGUGCAGCAAGUGUCCACGGUGUGCCACAACUGCCAGGGACAGGGCCAGAGAAUCAGCCAGAAGGACCGCUGCAAAACGUGCGCCGGGCGCAAGAUCCUGCGCCAGAAGAAGAUUCUGGAGGUCCACAUCGACAAAGGAAUGAAAGACGGACAGAAAAUAGUUUUUCACGGCGAGGGGGACCAGGAGCCAGGGCUGGAACCAGGCGACAUCAUCAUCGUCCUCGACCAGCAGGAACACGCCAUUUUCACCAGGAAAGAAGAGAACUUGCUCAUGUCGAUGGAGCUGCAGCUGGUGGAGGCUCUGUGCGGCUUUAAGAGGCCGGUCCAGACUCUGGACAGCAGAACUCUCCUCGUCACGUCUCACCCAGGGGAGCUGAUCAAGCCUGGAGACACCAAGUGCGUCCUCAACGAGGGGAUGCCCUUGUAUCGCAGACCUUUUGAGAAGGGACGUCUUAUUAUUCACUUUUCGGUGGUCUUCCCACCAGCCAACUUCCUCCCCAAGCACAAGCUGAAGGAGCUGGAGCGCUACCUGCCCGGAAAGAUGGACACGGAGCAGACGGACAGCAUGGACGAGGACCUCUACAUCUACGCCGACCUGGAGGACUGUGACUUUGAGAGCAGGAGACGACACAGACAUCAGUACUACUACAUGGACGAGGACGACUACCCCAGCACCAGCGGCGUCCAGUGCCACACGUCUUAGGUCCCCCCGCGUCGAGACUUUGCCUGUUCCACAAUCCCCCGUUUCUGAUGCAAUGCACCUUGUUGGACGUUUGUGCACAUUUUUUUCCUGCUGUUGCUUCGUCUACGUUUAAAAAAUUCCCCUCCAGCUCGAAAUCGGAAGAGUCCAGCAGGGCCUGAAAUUCAGAGCGGGUAUUGCGCGCAUAUAAUAACAGCAGGAUAUAUAACGUGACCGUAUGGAUCAAAAAUUAAAACGAAGAAGAGCAUUUCAACUGUUUCAUCUCACUGUUGCCCGCUCUACUUCUCUCUCUCUCUCUCUCUCUCUCUCUCUGCUGGCGGAUUACCUCUUUUGUUAGCCGACGCACAAAGAUUCAGAGCUAUUAACCGUAACGUAAACCAACCACUGGUUAAAACGUAAAUCCACUGUUACAUCAGCUGAGGGGGGAACCCGCUCCCGAAAAAAAAAAAAAAAAACAGGAAAGAAGUGAAGCCAGUGAUGUCGGGAAUGACCCGGAUCCUCCGUCAGGUAGCAAGGGUAAGGUUACGAAGACGGGUUUCAGGCUAAUCGGCUCAAAAUAUAUCCAUGGCCGGGACACAACGAUGGUGAAAUUAACUGCCGUCUUUGUAAAACCUGCGGUGCUGAGCUUUUUACCAGCCCGUGUUAUAAAAGGUCAACUUUGCAGCGCCGCGCCGACGGUGUUUCUCACACAGCGGCAGCGAAAAGAAGACGGCAUUCAGCAAAAGAUGUGAUGACGGCUAAAGCUCUUGAAAAUGCACAGUUGCAAUGUGAACAGGGAACAACAGGGAUUUUAAAAAGUGUCUCCUUUUAUCGCAGAAAACGAAUUGGCCAAAGCAAAAGUUUUGCCGUCUCUGGUUUAAUGAAUUUACGACGCGGCGUGUCCCGCUUUUAAAAAGCUUAACAGAAAGACAUCAAGCUGUGGUAGUUACCUAAAUGAAAACGGAUUGUAGGAAAUGAAUUAAUAAACGUCUCCUGUUGACUCCUGUGUUAUUAAGGGAAAUGAUUGGCUAGAGGAGAACAAACAGGGAAGGGAGGAAGUGACAAACUAAAGAUGCAUAUUAUUCUAAGGUAUGAGUAGGACAGGGUAAGACCUCUUUUCAGACUUAUAGGUAUUUUACCCUCUCCUCCCGAAAAAAAAAAAAAAAAAACAGAAUUGUAAGGGUGGACUUCCCCUUACUUUGAAAACUGAAUUUCAGGCUCUGGUCCAGACUCCCUUUUUAUUUCCACUAAUUGUCUUUUGGACUUGAUCUUGGAUUCCUCAUUCCUUCUGGGACCAUAUUUCAAUCGUUUUUUUUUUUGUUGUUUUUUUUCUAAAACACUGUGUUUAAACAUGAGGGCUGGUAUCACAGUGUCUGUAGAGGAAGAAGAACUCUGCGUUUAAAGCAUUUUACACUAAAACUGAUGCCAAUAUUCAUUUAAAACAAGCCUUCUCUAAUCUGCUGUUGCUUAAUCCGUGGUGGUGAACCGCUGCCGGUUGUUUCCGAGGACCCAGAGUUCAGGCGGAGCGUUAUUUAAAAGUUUUUAUGCUGACCUACCCUUUAAAGGGCUAUUUUAGAACAUUUCUAAACAAUCUUAAAAAUGUGACUGAAAGACGCUGGUGCGAACGAAGGAGGCAGUACCGCUGCAGGCUCAAGCCACUAAAUGGUCGAUAAUUCAAACUAAUGUUUUAGGUUUUUGUAUCUCACUUCUGAGCGUCAGCGCGGUCUUGGGUUUGGCAGCGGACGUUUAACGGCGUGUUUUCCACGCGUAAUUAUGUUAGGUUUAAAAGAUGGAUGUUGCUGGUUGUUACGACGGUUAUAAAGAAAAAAAAAGUACCACUGGGUAUAAAGUGCCUGUUGCACCUAUGUUGUCAAAUGAAGAUGAACCAAUGUCAGGAUUUCUCCUAUAGAGGCAUGAUCUUUAAAUCAAGAAAAUAAAGGCUGGUUCACGCGGCAGGAUUUAAAAAAAAAUUUCCGCCCCGAUCUUCCCCUUCCGAAAGGGGCCGAAUAUCGGCAUUUCUCUUAAAAAUAAUUUUAAAAUAUAACCCUGGAUCUUGUUUAACCAAGGCCUUUUCUUUUUGUUAUGUUUUUUGUUUCUGUUAAAAUCAGUCCACAGACUAUAGUCAUUGUUCUUCCCCGUCGUCCAUGUUUGUUUUACUCUGAACUCACGUUUGAGCUUGAGAGGAUUCGCAAGACUUCCCGUCUGAUAUCUGACUGAUCUCAUAUGAAAUGUGAGUGUCGAUCUUUCCGACUAUUUUAAAAUCCUGCCGUGUGAACCAGCCCUAAAGCAUUCAAAUCUGGAAUUUAGAGAAUAAAUCUAUCUAGAGUUGAAUAUUGAUGUUUUGCUGUCGGUACCGAAGAUUGGUAAUUGUGUCUUAUUCUUGUGAAAAACCCCAGCAGAUCUUGGCCGUUUAGGCGGGUGUGUUUUUAAAUUUGGGAAGUUUGAUACCUCAUUGAAGUGUUUGUCUGUUUCAACGCCUUAUCAUAACUGGACUUGAAGCGACUCUGAUUAUGCAGCGUUCUUUGGAGCGGAUAUUGGGGACCAGCUGCGCUCCCCGGAGGAAACAUUCAAGAGCUCCUCUCUAGAAAGCGGGUUUAUAUCUGAGAGGUUAGAACUACAGUAAGUUAACCUGAGUAUUAAUUUAACUUGAUCGAUGUUCGGACCAAGAUUGUUUAUCAUGUUUUGUUAAUAAAUGUCAUUUUGGGGUCUUACUAAA